This is a messenger RNA of Loxodonta africana (African savanna elephant), 2427 nucleotides long. RefSeq names its product dipeptidase 2. Gene Ontology annotation, biological process: proteolysis. NCBI's taxonomy places the organism in Eukaryota, Metazoa, Chordata, Mammalia, Proboscidea, Elephantidae. The transcript is spliced from 10 exons. Gene Ontology annotation, molecular function: metallodipeptidase activity. Bases 1096 to 2427 code for a protein of 443 amino acids. The record is from RefSeq and is a predicted model, not a curated record.
GGGAAUGGGGUGGGGCCUGCCCAGCAAGGAACGGAGCUCAGCCCUGGAGGUUUCUGGGAGAGCAAGAGCCCAGGGAACCAAGAGAUAAGGUGGGUGUAGCUGCAGAAACCUGGUGCCAGGCCUUACCUGAGGACCUGUACAUCUGACCUGCCAGGGCUUCCACCCUGAGGUAGGAGGGACCCUGGCCAGCAGGUAAGCCAGCAGCUCUGGGAGGAAGGUGCUGGGGAGGGGGGCUCUGGUGCGCUGGACAUGACCUUAUUUCCUCCCCCCCAAAUAACCAGCUGUCUGGUUUCUGUACUGUUGAGUACAUGUUCCCUGAUCCUCCCCAGAUGCUUGUUCAGUUCUCGUCCCAAAUGUCCCUGGGGAGGCGGAGCAUCUCCUUGGCAGGGUGCUCUUUCCUGAGGCCGAAUGGGGAGGAUAGGGAGGGGUACUCCUCGCUUGUCCCAGUUUUUGGCUUGGGUCCCCAAGGGAUGACACUCGGCUGUGGGGUUAAAGUAGGGAAGAGAGAAGGCUGGGUACCCAGUCACAAGUUCAGGGGCAAAGAGCACAUUUGUGAUUCUGUAAUCCAAAAGGUUAACCCUUCUUCCCAGAGAUUAUCUCUUCUACCACCCUCCACCCUCACAUGGCCCAGCUCGGGGGGGCCCAGAGUCCAGGCCACUGUGACCACAGGCACAUCUGCAGGUAGCACAUGGAAUGCCCAGGGCAGGCUGCAGGCAGACAGGGACGUGAUGUGUUCAGGAGCGGCCUCGGAGCAGAGGGCUACUCUCUGGAGGAGCAAGCUUGAGGACAAGGGGAGGAAGCCACCCAUCAGAGCGGGGACAGGAGCAGGGGUGGAGGGAGCCCACCAAGGGAGGCAAGUGGGCGCAAACGGCAAAGGCCAAGCCCGGGUUGAGGGUGGGAGGGCUGUGCUGCCCCUUGGCGGUCGCACUGUGCAUUAUCACAACUCCCUAUGCAGCCCCUUCUUCACGAGGCCGCACCACUGGGUCGCCUGAAUCAAGCAAGCGUUGGGACCCCAUUGUUGCCCUCUGUCCUUCACCUAUCCCUCUUAGGCUCCAGUGACAGGGCCCCUCGCCUGGCUGCCAGGCCCUGUGCAUCAUGCAGCCCAGGGGCCUCAAAGGGCCCCGCGCCUUUGAAGGGAUGUGUCUGCUGCUCCUACUGCUGCUGUCGUCACCUCCUACACCCAUAACCUGCGCCCAGACCCUGCCGGGCGCCCCCAGUGUCCCAACCAUGCCUCCAGUCUCCCCCAGUGUCCCCGGCCUUCGAGAACGGGCACAGGCUCUGAUGCGGGCCUUCCCACUUGUGGAUGGCCACAACGACCUGCCCCUGAUCCUGAGGAAACUUUACCAGAACAGGCUACAGGAUGUUAACCUGCGCAAUUUCAGCCAUGGCCAGACCAGUCUGGACAGGCUUAGAGACGGCCUCGUGGGUGCCCAGUUCUGGUCAGCCUACGUCCCAUGCCAGACCCAAGGACGGGAUGCCGUGCGCCUCACCCUGGAGCAGAUUGACCUCAUCCACCGCAUGUGUGCCUCCUAUUCUGAGCUGGAGCUUGUGACCUCUGCUAAAGCUCUGAACAACACCCACAAGCUGGCCUGUCUCAUUGGUGUGGAGGGUGGCCAUUCACUGGACAGUAGCCUUUCCGUCUUGCGUACCUUCUAUGUGCUGGGAGUGCGCUACCUGACACUCACCCACACUUGCAACACCCCCUGGGCAGAGAGCUCAACUAAGGGCAUCCACCCCUUCUACAACAAUGUCAGCGGACUGACCAGCUUUGGUGAGAAGGUGGUGGCAGAAAUGAACCGCCUGGGCAUGAUGGUAGACUUGUCCCACGUCUCGGAUGCUGUGGCGCAGCGGGCACUGGAAGUAUCACGGGCUCCUGUGAUCUUCUCCCACUCAGCUGCCCGGAGUGUGUGCAAGAACAUUCGGAAUGUUCCUGAUAACAUCCUACAGCUUCUGAAGAAGAAUGGUGGCAUCGUGAUGGUGUCCUUGUCCAUGGGGGUAUUGCAGUGCAACCUGUUAGCCAACGUGUCCACCGUGGCAGAUCACUUCGACCACAUCAGGACAGUCAUUGGAUCCAAGUUCAUCGGGAUUGGUAGUGAUUAUGAUGGGGCUGGCCAUUUCCCUCAGGGGCUGGAGGAUGUGUCCACAUACCCGGUGCUGAUAGAGGAACUGCUGAGACGUGGCUGGAGUGAAGAGGAACUUCAGAGGGUCCUCCGUGGAAAUCUGCUGCGGGUCUUCAGACAGGUGGAACAGGGUUUUGUGACUCCAGCCCCUUCCUUGCGAGGCCGUGCCACUGGGUCGCCUGAGUCCAGCGUCGAGACCCCAUCGCGGCACUGUGCCUGCCUCAGGCUACCGCGAUCGACCCCCCAUCUGCCUACCGAGCCCUGUGCAUCAUGCGGCCCGCGGGCCUCGAGAGUCUCCACCGGCUAG